AUGUCGAAAACAUUCAAAGCCAUAAGAGACCGGACAUAUACAGGCGUAGGUGACCUCAUCAGGCUCCUCCCAACAGGAACCGUCUUCUUGUUCCAGUUCUUAAACCCUGUCCUAACCAACAACGGACAUUGCCUCCUCAUCAAUAAAUACUUCACUGGAGCUCUCAUCGUUAUCUGCGCUUUCUCUUGUUGCUUCACUUGCUUCACCGAUAGCUACCGAACAAGGGACGGUUACGUUCACUAUGGAGUCGCUACCGUGAAGGGUCUCUGGCCUGAUUCGUCUUCGAAGGAUUUGUCUUCGUAUCGGCUGAGAGUUGGAGAUUUCGUUCACGCUUUCUUCUCUCUUAUCGUUUUCAGUGUUAUCUCCUUGUUGGAUGCAAACACUGUUAACUGUUUCUAUCCUGGUUUUGGCUCCACUGGGAAGAUCUUUCUCAUGGUUUUGCCUCCGGUGAUCGGAGUUAUCUCCGGCGUUGUCUUCACGGUGUUCCCUAGUAGACGUCAUGGAAUUGGGAAUCCCUCGGAGAACAAUGACGACAAUGCGUCCGAGAUAGAGAAAUGA
Molecule: messenger RNA, 558 nt
Organism: Microthlaspi erraticum
Lineage: Eukaryota; Viridiplantae; Streptophyta; Magnoliopsida; Brassicales; Brassicaceae
Source: the annotation of a GenBank genome assembly